Messenger RNA from Dictyostelium purpureum, 1480 nucleotides. RefSeq lists its product as uncharacterized. The record is from RefSeq and is a predicted model, not a curated record. The transcript has a single exon. The annotation marks the transcript as partial. Gene Ontology annotation, molecular function: NAD+ binding. NCBI's taxonomy places the organism in Eukaryota, Evosea, Eumycetozoa, Dictyosteliales, Dictyosteliaceae.
AAAAACAGUGAAUUGCCUGGAAGAAUUAGAAAAUAUAGAUUCAGAUGAAGAGUUAGAUGUCGAAAUUGAUCCAAAGCUUAUAAAUAAAUUGGAUAGACAGGGCAGGAAAUACGAAUUUGUGGGGGAUGGUUAUUCAGAUGAAGACGAAGAUACAUCAGAUGGUGACUAUGAACCUUCAGAAAGUGGCAGUGAUAUUUUAGAUGAUUAUGACCAUUUAGAUAAUAUCAACGAAAUUAAAAAAAUUCAAAAGCAACAAAAUGAUAUAACCACCUCAUUAUCAUUGUCAACAACUACCACAACCACAGCAUCAUCAACAAACUCAACUACUACUACCAAUACUACUGCCAAUACCACAUCAACCUCAAGUUUUACAACUACCGAAGUUUUAAACCAAGAGACAACACAAUCAUUAGAACAAGAUGGGGAAAGAGAAGAGAAUAAUGAAGAAGAGGAUGAGGAGAAUAUAGAAUUAGUAGCUCGUAGCUUUAUGUAUAAAUAUAUUAACGAAAAAAAAGGAUCGGGUAUAGCUCCAAUGGAAUUCACUAAGGAAAUUGGUUUCAAACUUGUUUUAGAGGAAGAGGAUGAUGCAUGGGAAAUUAUCACUGCAUUUUUAACAAGAAAAAAAGUUGCAGUAAAUUUAUUUUUAAAUUAUUUAAAAUACAAUUCAUUGGUCAAGCCUUACAGAAAGAAAAUUGCAGAUUUACAAUUAGACACAUUCGACAAAGUUAUUGAAUUGUUUCAAAAUAGUAAAAAUAUAGUAAUAAUUACAGGUGCAGGUGUCAGUGUAAGUUGUGGUAUUCCAGAUUUCCGUUCUAAAGGUGGUGUAUAUGAAACAAUUGAAAAAAAAUAUAGUUUACCCCAACCAGAAUCAUUAUUUGAUAUUCACUAUCUAAAGAGCAACCCACGAGCAUUUUUCGAAUUUGCAAAAGAGAUAUGGCCAGGAUCCCACCGUCCAUCACCAACCCAUCAUUUUAUAAAGAAAUUAGAAGUUGAGGGAAAGUUAUUAAGAAAUUAUACACAAAAUAUAGACACAUUGGAGCAUGUUGCAGGUAUUGAUCAAGAGCAUUUGGUGAAUUGCCAUGGUAGUUUUAAAUCAGCAACUUGUAUUACAUGCAAUUAUAAUGUCCCAGCCGAUGAUAUCCGAGAGUAUAUUAUGAAAAUGGAAAUUCCAUAUUGUAAAAAGUGUUCAGAUGGCAGUUCUUUCAUGAAGCCUGAUAUCGUAUUUUUUGGGGAAAGUUUACCAGACCGUUUUGAUCAAUGUGUAGUUCAAGAUAUUAAAAAAGUAGACCUAUUAGUGGUAAUGGGUAGCUCUUUACAGGUUCAACCAGUAGCCUUGCUUCCAGAUAUUUUAGAUAAAAAUGUACCACAAAUUCUUGUAAAUAGGGAAAUUGUAGCACAACCCCACGAGUUUGACUAUGUUUAUUUAGGUGAUUGCGAUUCGUUUGUGAAUGAAUUAUCAGCUAAACUAAAUUGGUCUUAA